UAUGCACGACUUAAAUAAUUAAUACAAAAAAAAAGACACUUUUAACCACCCCUCAACGUAACUUCCGGCACACCUUCCUAACCCCUUCGCCGGAGUUUCACCACCACCUUUCACCGUACCACCACCACAUAUACACCAAACACCAUGCGUUUGCAUCUAUGUUGUUCCGAUAACCGUCGUGUCUGCUCUCUGAACGAUGUAAGUUAGUUACUCUACUGAAAUCAGCGAUCUCAGUUCCUCCGGCACCGUUAGAUCUGUCUCCGGCGUACGUUGUUGUUUUCUAGGGUUCCGCCGUUCAGAACUAGGUUUGAACUUGCGUGUGUACCGGACGAAUCGGAUUUGAUUCAGUUGAGUACAGAGUGUACGGAUGAUGACGUCAGGUGAGGUUUUGAUUACGUAAUUGAUUGCGUAAGUUAAUCGAUGUGUUUUUGUUGAGUGUAGAGUGUACGGAUGAUGACGUCAGGGUAUAACAUCACAGAUCUUGUUCAAGAAGCACAAAUCCGGUGGUUGAAGCCCGGUGAGGUACUCUUCAUACUGCAGAAUUUUGAGGAAACACAGCUUACCAAUGAGCCUCCUCAAAAGCCACCUAAUGGUUCUUUGUUUCUGUUUAACAAGAGGGUCCUUAGGUUUUUUCGUAAAGAUGGGCAUAACUGGAGGAGAAAAAAGGACGGAAGAACUGUUGGGGAAGCGCAUGAACGUCUAAAGGUUGGAAAUGUUGAAGCUUUAAAUUGUUAUUAUGCACACGGUGAGCUGAAUCCGAACUUCCAAAGGCGUAGUUAUUGGAUGUUGGAUCAGGGAAUGGAUCACAUUGUACUUGUUCAUUACAGAGACAUAACCAUGAGUGGGCAUAGUCCUGGAGCCAUUUCCACAUUCUCUACAAGGUCUUCUACUCUUAUUCAGGGCUCAAGCUCCUAUGGUUCUCAGUUAACCCAAUCUGCUGCUUAUAGUCAAUUUCGGGAACCUUACGACAACACAUCGAGUCCCAGUUCCAUAGAAGUUAGUUCAGAUGCAGUUACUAAGUCCAACGGGACAGGUUCUUUGAGUUAUACACAAGGAAUUGAGGAAAUUGGCGGUUCGCCUAAUUCGGAAAUUGAUCAGGCGUUGAGAAGGAUAGAAGAACAGCUGAGUUUGGAUGAGGAUAACUUGAAAGAUAUUAGUGCAUUUUAUAAUGCCAAUAUUGAGAUUUCAAAUGAUUCGGCUAAUGAGCGAACUUAUGCGGGGAUGCAACAUGGCUCAAACAAUUUUGCAUCUGAACAAUAUCCAGAAUAUGAAGGUGGGUAUGUGAGACCAUAUCAAUACCAGCAACAGUCAGAUGGUGAAUUUGCUAUUACAAGUCAACAAACUUCACUUUGGGAUGACGUAUUAAAACAUAAUGGGAAUGCAGUAGCUGACGGAUCUCAACAGAAUUACGUAUACCCUUCAGACAAAAAUGGAGUACUUUUACCUCAAUCAAGAACAGAUACAGUGAAAGAGCAAGAGAAGUACAAUUCUGGAUAUACUGGUGCAAAUAACAACUCAUCUGUACUGCUGCCUCAUGAACUUGAAGAUUUUAAAUUGUCUACAUAUACCCCUGCUAGAAAUUUAUCUGAAAGUUACCCGGACUUUUACUCAACGAUGUUUGACCAAGGUCAAAGCGGACUGCCUCUAGAUUCAGAUUCAAGUUUGACCAUUGCACAAGAGCAAAAGUUUACUAUUCGUGAGAUAGCCCCUGAAUGGGGCUAUGCAUCUGAGCGUACAAAGGUACUCAUUAUCGGGACUUUCACAUGUGAUUCGUCCAAUAGACAAUGGUACUGUAUGUUUGGUGAGACCGAAGUUCCUGCUGAAAUUAUUCAAGAAGGAGUCCUGUGCUGUUAUACUCCGACUCACUCGCCUGGCAAAGUAACUCUAUGUAUGACAUCAGGCAACCGAGAGUCUUGUAGCGAAAUCAGGGAAUUUGAAUACCACGAUAAACCAAACAGUUAUAUUAAUAAUCACCUAAACGAGAAAAAAUCUCGAAACUCCGAGGAAUUAUUAUUACUUGUGAGAUUCGCUCAAAUGUUGCUAUCUGGUCAAAAAGAAGGAAAUUUGACAGCUGGCGAAGAGGACUCGUGGUCUCAGGUCAUUGAGGCUCUUUUAGAUGGAAGUUUGGCGUCAUCCGAUGCAAGUGAUUGGCUUCUAGAAGAACUUUUAAAAGAUAAGUUGCAACAAUGGCUUUGUUCUAGAUUGCUAAACGAGAAAGGUGUCACGGCUUUGUCUAAAAAAGAACAAGGGAUGAUACAUAUGGUUUCGGGGUUGGGCUUUGGAUGGGCCUUGAAUCCGAUUCUUAAGUCUGGAGUUGGUGUGAACUUUCGUGAUAUUAAUGGCUGGACUGCUCUUCACUGGGCUGCUCGAUUUGGAAGGGAAAAAAUGGUAGCUGAACUCCUGGCUUCUGGUGCGUUUGCUGGAGCGGUUACAGACCCAAGUCAACUAGACCCAACUGGUCAAACUCCAGCUUCUAUAGCUGCGAGAUGCGGGCACAAAGGACUUGCAGGUUAUCUCUCAGAAGUCUCUCUAACAACCCAUCCAUCUCUCCAGUUACAACAAACAGAACUUUCUAGAAGCUCCGCCGAUAUUGAAGCUGAAACGGCAGCAGUUAACGGUAUCUCAAAGCUAAAUCUUGUUACCAAUGACGAUCCUUCUCUCAAGGAUACUUUAGCUGCUGUUAGGAAUGUAACUCAGGCUGCUGCACGAAUACAAUCUGCUUUUAGGGCUCAUUCUUUUAGGAAGAGACAACAGAAGGAAUCGUAUGUUAGUGGAGAUGAAUAUGGUAUACUUUUAAGUGACAUUGAAGGACUUUCAGCAGCUUCCAAGUUGACUUUUAGAAAUGGGAAUUAUAAUAAUGCAGCUUUGUCUAUUCAGAAGAAAUAUCGAGCAUGGAAAGGCCGUAAGGACUUCCUUGCAUUUCGCCAGAAAGUCGUCAAAAUACAGGCUCAUGUAAGAGGUCACCAAGUAAGGAAAAACUAUAAGGUUUUCUGUUGGGCGGUUGGUGUAGUUGAAAAAAUUGUGCUGAGGUGGCGCCGUAAGGGAGUAGGCUUACGUGGAUACAAACAAGAGUUGGGAGCCUUUGAUGAAAGUGAAGAUGAAGAUAUUGUCAAAGUGUUCCGCAAGGAAAAGGUGGAUGUUUCUAUUGAUGAAGCUGUUUCACGGGUGCUUUCCAUGGUGGAUUCUCAACCGGCCCGCCAGCAAUACCGCCGUAUGCUUCAAAAAUACCGACAAGCCAAGGCCGAACGUGAAUUUCUGGAGAGUGAAGCUGCCUCAACAUCUCAAGGUGAUGUAAUGAAUAUGUAGAAGAAGAUAUAUUCAUUAUUAUUAUUAUUUAUUGGCCUAACUAAUAUCGAGUGUUUGUGGUAGAUCAUCAAAGGGUUUUUUUUUUUUUUUUUUUGUAUAUAUGGACAUGGACUACAGUUUGCUUUGAAGUUAGGUGUUUUGUGUAAUUGUAAUUAGCAUAAACAGUAUCUUUAAUCUCCAUUGCUUGUUAUCUUC
This is a messenger RNA of Helianthus annuus (common sunflower), 3501 nucleotides long. RefSeq names its product calmodulin-binding transcription activator 4. Gene Ontology annotation, biological process: regulation of transcription by RNA polymerase II. Bases 451 to 3306 code for a protein of 951 amino acids. Lineage: Eukaryota; Viridiplantae; Streptophyta; Magnoliopsida; Asterales; Asteraceae. Gene Ontology annotation, molecular function: double-stranded DNA binding; protein binding; transcription coregulator activity. Gene Ontology annotation, cellular component: nucleus. The transcript has 13 exons. The record is from RefSeq and is a predicted model, not a curated record.